CGUAUCGUCGCGCCGUGUCGUCCUCGCCAAGCAAGAGCCGCAGGCCGCAGCAACCCCCGCGGAGAAGAGACUCCCUGCCUGCGGAAAAGCGAAGGGGUGGUGGCGUCGGCGCUACUCCGCGGCCCAGAGACUGGAAGCCCUGGACGCAGCAACAGCGCCGCGGCGGCCGGACUUGGAACUACGCGUCCUUUGGCGUUGGCGUGCCUUUGACGACUUGGCCUGCCCCUGCCGUUGCCGUUUCCACCCUUCCGUCCCGACCCCCGUCAGCUGUGCCAGCCUGGGGCUGGAUUCGGGUCCUCGCCAGCAGGAACAGGACCCGCAGGACCUGCACAACGUUUCGCGAGGAAUGGCGAUCGUCUCAGUCCACUCGGACUAACUGCGUCGUCGGAGAAGCAGUCCCGCCGAGGCAGUGAACCAGAACGAGGGGCGCAGGACUCACGUCGCGACCCGACCGCCGAGGCGACCGCCCACCCCAACGGGACACCUGUCAACCCCAGUCUGCCAGCCAGCCAGCCACCAUGUCUAAGUACCAGUCCAACGUGGACAUGGUGAGCAAGGAGGACUUGCUGUCGGACGUCGGCAUGAAGAGGCGGUCCAAGUACUUCAUGUUCACCCUCACGACCCUCAGCACCCUCGGAGGCUUCCUCUUUGGAUAUGACACAGGAGUGGUGUCUGGCGCCAUGCUGCUCAUUAACAAAGACUUUGAUGUGUCGCCUGUGUGGCACGAAUUGAUAGUAUCUUCCACUAUUGGUGCGGCCCUUGUUUUCUCCCUUGUUGGCGGCUGGUUCUCAGAUCGCUAUGGUAGGAGGACCGCAAUUCUUGUCUCUGGUGUUAUAUUCACUCUUGGAGGAAUCGUGAUGGGAGCUGCUCCAAGCAAAGAAGUACUACUGGUCGGACGAAUUAUUAUUGGAAUUGGUGUUGGUUUCGAGAGCAUGAGCGUGCCAGUUUACAUAGCAGAAUGCUCAGAAUCGUCUCAACGAGGCAUGCUUGUAACAGCCUAUCAGCUGUUCAUCACGUUUGGCUUGGUUGCUGCAAGUGUUGUUGCGGGUUUAUUUUCAACUGCAUUUGAAGGCUGGAGGUACAUGUUAGGACUUGCUGCUGUUCCUUCAUUAGUCCAAUUCAUCGGAUUCUGCCUCAUGCCAGAAAGCCCUCGUUGGCUAGCUUCACAAAAAAAAUAUGCUGAAGCAGUCAAAGUUCUUACAACUUUUCGGGGAUCAACAUCAGUGGCUGAGCAGGAGUUGUCUGCUAUCAGAGCAACUAUUGAAGAAAAGGACCGUGAAAUGGAGGAACAAAUUGCUCUCAAUGGAGGUAGCUCUCUUUUCAUGCAAGUAUUUAAGUCACCAGGCGUGCGACGUGCACUGCUGAUCGGUUUCUGCCUUCAAGCUUUUCAACAGCUCUCAGGAAUCAACACUGUCAUGUACUACAGUGCUUCUAUUAUUCGAAUGUCUGGUGUGCGUGACGAGUCACUGGCCAUUUGGAUUUCUGCUGGUGUUGCUGCAGUGAACUGUGGAGCUACUUUCAUUGGUUUGUUCCUUGUGGAUCGUGUUGGACGCCGAAAGCUUGUUCUUCUCUCAUAUAUUGGAGUGAUUGUGUCACUGGCACUCUUAGGAAUUGGGUUCCAUAUGAUGGAAGCUGAUUCUCCUCUCGUUACAUCUGUGAUUCAAGAUGACAAAUGCGGUGUCACCAGGACUUGUGGAGAGUGCAUUAGUGUACCAGAGGGGUGUGGCUUCUGCUUUGUUAAAUCUCAAAAUGGUACAAUUUUGGAAGGAUCUUGCUGGAAAAUGGACCCUGACACUUCGAGGCCACUGGACGGACAGUGCUCCGACAAUAUUGAUCUCAUGACUAAGUACCCUGCCAAUAUUGAUUGGGCCAAUGGAUGGUGUCCAUCUCAGUACUACUGGUUGCCCAUUUUAGCCAUGACUGUGUACCUUGUCUCCUUUGCUCCUGGAAUGGGCCCUAUGCCUUGGACCAUCAACUCUGAAAUCUAUCCGCUGUGGGCUCGUGGAUUCUGCACUAGUAUCACAACCAGUGCCAGCUGGUUCGGCAACUUGAUUAUCUCUGCGUCAUUCCUGUCCCUCCUAGAAGCUUUGGGGAAAGAAGGUGCCUUUUUCCUGUAUGUCGGUAUUGCCUUGGUGGGUUUCACCAUCCUGUUCUCACUCUUGCCGGAGACUAAAGGCCGCACCUUGGAGGAAAUGGAGAGCCUGUUCCUUGGUCCCUGGUUCGUUUGCUGCCGAGGCCGUCGAAGCGGCAGCCACCUGGGCUCCAACAAUGUUCAGUAUGUACACAUUCGAGGCUUGAACCGAGCCUCGCCGAGAUCAUCUACUCGUCCUGGGGAGCAGGGUGUCGGUGGCUAUAACAGCGAUGAUAGUGACAACUAAAUCACUGCUGUUGUAUUGUAUUUGCUUCUGGCUUUGAAUGUUAUAAAGCACAUUAGCAAUAAUGCAUUCCAGUUUGUUUCACUCUUCUAUUGUUUGAUGUUGAAAUCACAAUUCAAAAUUUCUCAAAUUGUGCUUUAAAGUUUAUUUUGUGUUUUUUUUUUUUUGUUUUUUUUUUUUGGUAUCUAGUAGUUGAUGACAACAUUAAUAUUACUAGUUAAAAUAAGGCUACUAACAUGACGGUAAUCGUUUUCGUAUUCCAAUCUUGCACUUUGCUUCACAAUUCAAAUUCUGUUUUGUAAUUUGUAAACCUUAUUUGCUCACAUUUUUCUAAAUCUGACCAAUUUGUUUUGUGUGUCUUCAUAAUGGUACAUGCAAUUUUUUAAACUGUCAGAUAGUAGUAUAAUCUUACCCUGACUAUGCCUUAAUUGUUACUGUAGAAAGUAGCUAUUGCACACCUCAGAAUUGAAUUAGAUGUCUUCAUAGUUUAAAACCAAAAAAGAGGGGAUGAAAAGUAAUUGUAAUUCUUUUAGUCUAGAAGUAAGUCCUUGCCACUAGAGGGGAGGUUGCCAAAUCUAAUAGUGAUUCAGGUUUGGUUUAGUUUUCGAUCUUUGCGACAAGGUGUUGAGUCGGUCCUACCAAAUUCUGAAUCAUCUUGCUUGGAACAAUGUCUUUAUUCAAUCCUGAGGAGUUUUGUUUGACUGACUUUGGAGAUCUAUUACACAUAUGUUUUUACUGCUCUUCCUGAAAAAGGUCCAGUGUGUGCUAAAACAAUUUGUAUGUGAAUUUAUAUGUACGUAGAUUUUUUUACCACAAUAUUUAAUUGUGGUGGCUCUCUCAGAGUGUCGCCCCCGUGUCCUCUUUGUGCCAUUUUUCUAGAAAUGCGACAUUUUUAUUGCUAUUUUAUUUUGUAAAAGCCAUUUUUAGGAGGAAAAGUGGUCCACUUAUUCAACUAGGUAUGAUACCUUGCAUUAAAACGAUUGCAAGGUGUCACAUUAUGUAGAUCCUUAUUGAGCUGUCUUGCCUGUGUACCUGUUGUUAAGGCUAAUUGUGGCUUUAGCAUUUUAAGACGAAUUUUUUUUUUAAAGUAAUCAAAAGAUUUGUUGAAAUUAGACAUUUGUACUGGGUUCUCAAAAUUUAUUAAGUACUGUAUUAGAACUUUAUUUCAAAGUGUGGGGAGUUCUGACUGACUGACUGUGUGUCCCUCCAUCCUUUUAUGGUAUAGUUAAUCGCUUUAUGUGUUUUUAAGCAAAAAUGCUCCAAAGAGCUUACAAUUAAAAGUGUUAUUCAACAAUUGUAGGUGCUGGUCCCCCAGGAAUUCAGCAUAUUUCAAAUAGACCAGUUCAAAAGAGACUGGAUGAUAUACAGUAGGUAUAUUGUGCCUCAAGUCCUCAUAAAAUAUUAUAACAAAGAUAUCAAUGCACCAUUUGCUGUCAUAUCAAACAUAGUGCAACUAUUUUCAAAACUUUCUGCAAAGCUUUUUAUUGUGAAAAAUUAAUGUUUUCACUCUUCAGAUAGUAUAUUUUGCUAUGUGCUACUCCAUGUACAUAUUGUUAAAUUUAUUACUGUUGUGUUUCAAAGGCAUGGACCAAAUGUAAGUUAAAAUUUGCGUCCUUUUUUUAUCAACUGUUGUGUUUUCAGAACAUUUUUAGUUACUGUUUUGUGUUGUAAUGGGUUUUUGUUGAUCUCAUUUAUUUUCAAGCCUUGUUAGAGUGUUAGUCAUUUAGUUUUUGUUAAAUAACUGAAAUGUUUUGUUUACAAUGUGAUAUGUCCCUUCAAUUUUUAUAGAUGUCUUUAUGACACCUGUUCAAUAUGUAGCAUGUUAGAUUUUUGCUAGUCUACUAAUUCCAACCAUGCUUUCCUUACGCUUAUGCCUGUGUGUACAUGUUCCUUCUUGUCCAUUAAACGCUUUGUGUUGA
This is a messenger RNA of Thrips palmi, 4294 nucleotides long. RefSeq names its product inositol transporter 1-like. Bases 519 to 2378 code for a protein of 619 amino acids. Lineage: Eukaryota; Metazoa; Arthropoda; Insecta; Thysanoptera; Thripidae. The record is from RefSeq and is a predicted model, not a curated record. Gene Ontology annotation, molecular function: myo-inositol:proton symporter activity. Gene Ontology annotation, biological process: transmembrane transport. The transcript is spliced from 12 exons. Gene Ontology annotation, cellular component: membrane.